AUGGUCGGAAGCUCGAGACGAAAGAUGAAGGCUGUUGUUAUCGACAAAUUCGUCAAUGACUUUGAUGAAAUAAAGGUCUCCGACAUUGACCGGCCAAUCUCUACAGCAGACCGCUACCUCAUCCAAAUCAAGGCUGCUGGGGUGAACUAUGUCGAUACCCUCUAUGCCAGGGGAAGACACCAAAACAACCGAUCCCUGGUACGGCCGCCCUUCACCCUAGGCCUCGAGUUCGCCGGCAUCAUCCUCUCAUCACCGCCUACCUCCGAAUUCCGUCCUGGCGAUAGAGUCUUCGGAGGCAGCACAGGUUCUUACAGCGAGAUCAUCUCCCUCGACGCCUCGACGCCCCUCCAUCGCAUCCCUCCCCAAUGGACAUUCGUCCAAGCUGCCGGGCUAGCCGCCACGCUCCCCGUCUCCUACGCAGCGCUCGUCCAAGCUGGCAUAAGAGCCGGCCAGACUGUCUUGGUCCAUGCCGCUGCCGGUGGGCUCGGUCUGAUGGCCCUUCAGGUUGCUGCGGCCUUGGGAUGCCGGGUGAUAGGGACGGCGGGCUCAUCCGAGAAGUGCAACGUGGCCCAACGUUCGGGGGCUGAUAUUUGCAUCAACUACUCCGAGGAUGCAGCGUGGUGGGACCGUGUGCUGGAGCUGACUGACGGGAAGGGUGUCGACGUAGUUUUUGAUCCCGUCGGCCUCGUGGACCGAAGCUUAAAGUGCAUUGCUCACAGAGGCAAGAUACUGAUUGUAGGGUUCGCUGGUAUCCAGGACGAUAUGGAGAAAAUCGCCAUGAAUAGAGUCCUACUCAAGCAGGUGUGUUUGAUAGGUUAUCGAUACGGCGAGAGCUUGCGACGGUAUCCUGAAGAGGAGAAUGCCAUCUGGAACCAGCUGAAACCCUUGAUGGAAACUGAUAAAAUCCGGCCUGUCAUCUAUCACGCUGAGUAUCCUGGUCUUGAACAUGUACCCAGGGCUCUCAAGGACAUGUCAAACCGCAAGAUUUGGGGCAAAGCAGUCAUCACUUUGGAUAAUGACAGUGAUGGUCUGCCUUUGACAAAGCUCUAA
Molecule: messenger RNA, 1050 nt
Organism: Colletotrichum abscissum
Lineage: Eukaryota; Fungi; Ascomycota; Sordariomycetes; Glomerellales; Glomerellaceae
Product: zeta-crystallin
Exons: 4
Coding region: 1-1050 (349 amino acids)
Cellular component (GO): mitochondrion
Molecular function (GO): oxidoreductase activity
Source: RefSeq, a predicted model, not a curated record